This is a messenger RNA of Sinocyclocheilus grahami, 446 nucleotides long. Its product is annotated as transmembrane protein 14C-like. The record is from RefSeq and is a predicted model, not a curated record. Gene Ontology annotation, cellular component: mitochondrial membrane. Gene Ontology annotation, biological process: regulation of heme biosynthetic process. Bases 154 to 423 code for a protein of 89 amino acids. The transcript is spliced from 4 exons. NCBI's taxonomy places the organism in Eukaryota, Metazoa, Chordata, Actinopteri, Cypriniformes, Cyprinidae.
AGAUCAGAUCAGACCAGACCUGACCAGACCAGACUGCUGCUGCGUAUCAGUCCAGCUCAUGCACGACUUCUGUCCGCUCUUUCCAGCGAUUUCACUAUAAAUACCCGCGGUUCACUCGCGAUAUUUGGUAAAGGCAUUGCUGAAUGUCACAGAAUGGCAGUGGACUGGUGGGGCUUCGCCUAUGCUGCAGCUCUUGCUCUGGGAGGCUUCAUGGGCUAUAAAAGAAAAGGAAGUGUGGUGUCGUUAAUUGCCGGACUCUUCUUUGGAAGUGUGUCUGCAUAUGGAGCAUAUAAAAUAACAAAUGAUCCGCACGAUUACUGGACCUCUCUGAUCGCCGCCGGUGUUCUGGCUGUUGUGAUGGGAAUGAGGUUCAGGAAAUCUGGGAAAUUAAUGCCUGCAGGAAUCAUGGCAGGACUGAGGUAAAACUGUAGCUUGGACAAUCACAG